Molecule: messenger RNA, 213 nt
Organism: Rotaria sp. Silwood1
Lineage: Eukaryota; Metazoa; Rotifera; Eurotatoria; Philodinida; Philodinidae
Source: the annotation of a GenBank genome assembly
AUGUCAUCAGGUCAAGGAAGUAGCUCAGCAUCUGCUCCUGAGAGCGCAAUAAAAGGCGAAACAAGUGGAACUGGUUUAGGUCCAGGUGGUCAAUAUCAUAGGAGAUCAUCAGGACACAGUUUCCGUGUAGAUAAUGCACCUGGGAGUGAAACAAAAGGUGGUAGUGGUGCUGGUGAAAGUGGUUCAUCGGGUUGCAAUCAACAAAAACAUUGA